CGAAUGAUGCGAGAGAGUGUUUCAGUCAUGUUCUUCUCUUCUGGAUUGAUCACUGUUGCUCACACACCCACGUUCGGUUCGUUCUUGCAUUUGAGCUGAAUCUGUUCAAGUUCCGAUUUUUGAAGCACGCUCGGUUUGCUGCAUUGCUUCUUUCUAGUUCUUUGGUCUGUUUGGACGUUUUACCUUGGUGGGGUCUUGGUUAUAUUUAGCCGGGACAUGUUGAGACAGUUGCGAUCGGGAAACACGAGUUCAUUGGUCUGAACACGAGCAAGUUGUUCGAACCCGAGUUUCGACGAAUGCUAUAUUUGGCAAGCGACUCAGGCACCCAUUUUGGUUCUCUGGACAGAAGACGGUGAUUCUCUCUCUCUCUUCUCUCUUUCUUUGAGCAGCGCAAAGAUGGAGAUGUAAGCUGUUGCUGAUUCGAGAAUCUGAUAUUUGUCCUUUUUUUUUUCCUGCUUUUUUCUUUUUGAAAUUUUGGGUUUUCGGGUUCGAGGCGGUUGAGUUUUUCCCUUCUUGAAUCUCGUAACCCAAAUUGCCUGAAAGCCUUUUCAAAAUUCGGAUGCAUCGGAAUUGAUGUUCACGUAAUCUUCGAAUCAAUGUUUGCAUACAUUUUGCCUUGACAUAUUGCAGAUUCUCUUCUUCUCUCGUCUCUUUAUCAACUUUGUCCUCGUCCUGUUAGAAGCUGGAGGAGCAUCUCCCUUGAUCUGCCUGCAAUCUCAGGUAUCAAAUCCUUGGCACCCUGCGUUUGAGUAUUGAAAGUGUCGCUGUCUGAUGUGAACAUCUUUCCAGUGGGUGGUUCUAACAUGGUAGAUGAGGUCAAUCUUCUUCAGGAAGUUGAUCACACUACUUUGAAAAUUUGAAAUGGUGCUCUGCGAGUAAGCACUGACAAUCUGCUUAAUUUCUGCUGUACCAUGUUCAUGAACCGUAUUAUAUAAAACGUGCAUGGCUUGCCGAAACUUGAUUUAGUUGCCGCAGAUGAGGUUCUUAGAAGUACAAUGGUAUGGCAGAUAAGUGCUAGAUUGUAGCAGAUAAGUGCUAGAUUGUAGCAUAGUACUUUUUGGUAUAUCGUUCAGUAAAAAAGGCCAAGUCUGCUUAGCCCUUGCGUCUUUCAGUAUUUGUCUUGUGCCCAAUAAGACAAGACAAUUGUCUGUCACAUCUUCUUGUUAUACCUCCAUUUUCUCUAAGACGUCUCGAUGUGUUUUGAUUACAAACAUCCCUUGUUACUCUCCAAUCAUUUGUUCUCUUUCCAGAUCUUGGACAUGGAUGCUCACAUUCACUUAUGAGGUGUCUGUUUUACGACGGAGAAUGAGGUAGGAGAUUCCUUAUACAGCGGAAGGGGACGCAAGAGAAGAUACUUAGUGAAGAGGGGGUUCUUGCAAAUGGUUUCAAGAGAAGAAAUUAGCGAUGUCACAGACAAGAAAAAUAGUGUAUGGUUUUUGGAUCAAAAGAUUGAUAAUCCAAUGGAUCUGGAGGCUGCGAAGCUGCGGACCACAGAGAGAGAGAAGAAAAUUUCCACAUUACUGCUGCUACGGCUUGCCUUCCAGAGCCUCGGUGUGGUCUUCGGAGAUUUGGGCACUUCUCCCUUGUACGUUUUCUACAAUACCUUUCCUCGUGGCGUUAGCGAUCCAGAGGACGUUAUCGGAGCUUUAUCAGUGAUAAUAUAUUCCCUAACACUCAUACCGCUCAUUAAGUACAUUUUCAUCGUUUCAAGAGCCAAUGACUGUGGCCAAGGUGGAACAUUUGCUCUUUAUUCCUUACUUUGCCGUCAUGCGAAUAUCAAAACUAUUCCCAACCAAGAUCGGACCGACGAGGAGCUAACCACUUACAGUCGCUCUGUAUUCGAUGAACAUUCAUUUGCUGCAAAGACAAAGAGAUGGUUAGAGGGGCGACGGUGUCGAAAGAACAUCCUCCUCAUUCUAGUCAUUGUUGGUUCUUGCAUGGUAAUCGGAGAUGGGAUUCUCACUCCAGCUAUAUCAGAGGUUGUUGUGCUUGUUUCUGUCAUAAUUUUGGUAGGUUUAUUCAGCAUACAACACCAUGGUACAGACAGAAUCUCGUGGCUUUGUGCUCCAAUCGUGUUUCUUUGGUUUCUUCUGAUUGGUGGCAUCGGCAUCAUUAACAUUUGCAAGUACGACACCCAUGUUCUAAAAGCCUUCUCACCUAUUUACAUCUUUCGCUAUUUCAAGAAAGGAGGGAUCGAUGGCUGGACAUCUCUUGGAGGUAUAAUGCUCAGCAUAACAGGAACUGAGGCGGUUUUUGCCGAUCUGUCUCACUUUCCAGUGUCGGCCAUACAGAUCGCUUUUACUGUGGUCGUGUUUCCCUCCCUUCUUUUAGCUUAUUCUGGACAAGCGGCCUAUCUCAUUAAAAACCCUGAUCACGUGCUCGAUGUAUUCUACCGCUCAAUUCCAGAGAGCAUAUACUGGCCGGUCUUCCUCAUUGCAACAGCAGCCGCCAUCGUUGCAAGUCAGGCAACAAUAUCUGCCACAUUUUCAUUAAUCAAGCAGGCCCUCGCACUCAGCUGUUUCCCAAGAGUCAAAGUCGUUCAUACAUCCAGGAAGUUCCUUCAGCAGAUAUAUAUCCCAGAAAUCAAUUGGGUCCUAAUGAUUCUCUGCGUGGCUGUCACGGCGGGAUUUAAAAAUCAAACCCAAAUUGGAAAUGCUUCUGGUACAGCUGUGGCGGUAGUCAUGCUUGUGACGACAUUCCUCAUGAUACUAAUCAUGAUACUCGUGUGGCGGUGCCACUGGACUCUGGUGGUCAUCUUCACCGUGCCGUCAUUGAUUGUUGAAGGCACAUACUUUUCUGCCGUGCUGUUCAAAGUGAAUCAAGGAGGGUGGGUCCCGCUUGCGAUUGCGGCAGCCUUCUUUGUCAUCAUGUACGUCUGGCAUUACGGUUCGGUCAAGCGCUAUGAGUUUGAAAUGCACAGUAAAGUCUCGAUGGCAUAUAUUCUUGGAUUAGGCCCCAGUUUGGGUCUCGUCCGUGUCCCAGGCAUAGGGCUUGUGUACACUGAGCUAGCUAGGGGGGUGCCUCCUAUCUUCUCUCAUUUCAUCACCAAUUUGCCAGCAAUUCAUUCAGUCGUCAUUUUCGUCUGUGUGAAGUACCUUCCUGUAUAUACAGUCCCCGAAGAAGAAAGAUUCCUUGUACGGCGAAUCGGGCCGAAGAACUUCCACAUGUUUCGAUGCGUGGCGAGAUACGGCUAUAAAGACCUUCACAAGAAGGACGACGACUUUGAGGAGAAGCUCUUCGAAAGCCUCCACCUGUUUGUCCGGCUUGAGUAUUUAAUGGAAGAGUGUUCGGAAUCUGAGAUCAGCUUGUCUGGUCAGCAAACUCAACAGUCAAACUCCAAUGAGUGCCCCACAAAUGAUGACGACAACAAGAAUAGCCUCACACUCUCCUCCAUCGUGGAUCUAACAAUCUCUUCGGUGGGGUCAAUCGUGCCCGUCGAAUCUCCGGUGCAUAUCAGUGCGCGGGGCUCUGCAACUUCUAGUCGGGGGAAUCAUUGCCAGAAUGAGUUGAACGAGGUAGAAUUUUUGAAAAGCUGUAGGGCAGCCGGCAUCGUGCACAUCCUGGGGAACACGGUAGUCAAGGCUCGGCGGGGUUCGAACUUUUUGAAGGUGAUCAUCAUAGAUUACGUGUACCAAUUGCUUAGGAAGAUGUGCCGAGAGAACAGUGUGAUAUUCAAUGUCCCUCAUGAGAGUCUUUUGAAUGUUGGCCAGGUUUUCUAUGUAUGAUCUGUUCCUUAUCGUUCUUCUUUGUGCUGAGUGAAUCAUCCCGGUUGAAAUGCGUCAAGUCUGCAUGAUUAGCGAUACUGUUACUGAUCUUCUUAAUGACAGUUAGUUCCUCGCUAAUCAAGAUGUCGAGGAUUCGAUUA
This is a messenger RNA of Rhodamnia argentea, 3865 nucleotides long. Its product is annotated as potassium transporter 10-like. The record is from RefSeq and is a predicted model, not a curated record. The transcript has 7 exons. Bases 1380 to 3725 code for a protein of 781 amino acids. Gene Ontology annotation, cellular component: membrane. Gene Ontology annotation, biological process: potassium ion transmembrane transport. Gene Ontology annotation, molecular function: potassium ion transmembrane transporter activity. NCBI's taxonomy places the organism in Eukaryota, Viridiplantae, Streptophyta, Magnoliopsida, Myrtales, Myrtaceae.